Messenger RNA from Aspergillus fischeri NRRL 181, 1542 nucleotides. Its product is annotated as NAD(P)/FAD-dependent oxidoreductase. Gene Ontology annotation, molecular function: oxidoreductase activity. The transcript has 2 exons. Bases 1 to 1542 code for a protein of 513 amino acids. Gene Ontology annotation, cellular component: cytoplasm. The record is from RefSeq and is a predicted model, not a curated record. NCBI's taxonomy places the organism in Eukaryota, Fungi, Ascomycota, Eurotiomycetes, Eurotiales, Aspergillaceae.
AUGGCGUUCGCUCAAGCUAUACUCUCCAACCCUGCUAUUCCGAUUGAAGAUCGGCAACAAGCGCUCGACCGUGCUUUUUCCGACCCCGGUCUACCUUCAGCUCACCCGACUUCUUCUUUCUGGCUCAGAACUCCACAUCCCGAAAUUGCCCAGGCGCAGUCGGCUGAGCUGCCAUCUGAAGCAGAAGUAGUCAUCAUCGGUUCUGGAGUGACUGGGACUUCGAUUGCAAGAACUCUGUUGAAGUACCGCAAGCCUGGGAAGGAGACCAAGCCCCGACCGGCUGUUGUUAUCUUGGAAGCGCGUGAUGUCUGUAGUGGUGCCACCGGCCGCAACGGCGGUCAUAUCAUUGAAACAGCGGAAGAAUUUGCAGAGAUCGAAGCAUCACAUGGCCUUGAAGCGGCCAUGAAGAUCGUGAAGUUUCGAAUGGCUCAUCUGCAGGAGAUCCUGAAGACCGCUGAUGAGUAUGGACUGACGGAGGAGACUCAAGUGAGAAAAGUUCAGUUUCUAUGUGUAUUUUUUGAUGAGAGAGGCUGGAAGGGGGCUUUAUCUCGCCUGCAGCGUUUGAAAGAGUGUUUGCCCGAUGAAACCGUCGAGUGGAGAGCAUAUGAGAGAAAUGAGAUUCCAAAGGAAUUCUGCCUCCCUCAUGCUCGAGGUAUCGUGGCUGGUCCGGCUGGUGCUAUCUGGCCUUACCGACUUAUCACUGGCAUCUACUCGCGGCGCGAAUUCCCCCGGGAUCUGCUAAUUGAAUCCAAUACACCGGUGACAGCUAUCCGUGAUGCUACAUCUGAAGAGGCUACUUCGUUGCGGUAUGCGAUUGAAACAACCAGAGGCACGAUCCGCGCUCGUCACGUCAUACACUGUACCAACGCUCACGUUGGCCAUCUUGUUCCCGGAUUGAGAGGCCGUAUUUACCCAGUCCGAGGUCAAAUGUCUGCGCAGGCACCGGGAAGCAAGUUCCGCAAUCAGGGAACCGAGCAUUCUUGGAUCUUUGUUUAUGAACGGGGAUUCGACUACCUAACUCAGCUACCACCGUCCGAGGCAGGCGAGAUGAUGAUGUUCGGAGGCGGAUUGGCUCAAGGCGAGCUCGCUGGUGUUGGUGAUUUUGGGGUUUCCACCGACUCAGAGCUGAGCCUGUACGCUGAUAUCCAUCUCUCUGGCGCGUUGAGUGCGAUCUUCGGUCGCGAGAACUGGGGCAGCGUCCCGGGUUCCAGUGUGGAGGAGAUGUGGACAGGAAAUAUGGGUUUCAGCGCAGACGGCUUCCCAUGGGUAGGGCAACUUCCCGUGUCUCUGACGGGAAGGGAACAGAAAGAGAAAGGCCAAGGAGCUGAAUGGGUCUCUGCAGGAUUUUCAGGGGAGGGAAUGGUGAAUGCAUGGCUGUGCGGAAAAGCUCUGGGAAUAAUGUUGCUGGCUCAUGACGAUGAACUGCUCGAGACAGAAUCCGCAGACCUCUCCUGGUUUCCAGAGCAGAUGCUGGUGACGGAGAAGAGGAUCAGGGACUCUGUUCUACCUCGUGAUAUCAAUGGGAUAUCGUCUUAUUUGUAG